This is a messenger RNA of Kickxella alabastrina, 854 nucleotides long. RefSeq lists its product as uncharacterized. NCBI's taxonomy places the organism in Eukaryota, Fungi, Kickxellomycota, Kickxellomycetes, Kickxellales, Kickxellaceae. The record is from RefSeq and is a predicted model, not a curated record. The coding region runs from base 1 to 663 and encodes 220 amino acids. The transcript has 4 exons.
AUGGUCGCGCAGCAGGGCAUGUGGAUGGAUGCCAGUGUGCUUGUGUUUGAUCCUCUCGGGUACUUCCAGAUGGGGCUGCUUGGCCAGCUGGCUGCCUACAUUCGGUACUCGUGUGGGCUGGACGUGGAUCUUAUGAAGAGCCUGGGCAUCUGGAGCAGCGCUGUGAAUAUGGGUGUUGAUGCCGUGGUUGCGUUGUACUAUGUGGUUGUUGCUGCACAGGCUGCUGCCAAUGAUCCAGAUGACGAUGGGUGUGCUGGCAGACUCACUGCUGGUGGCUGGGCCCAAGAUGCAGUCGCCGGAGAUUACCUGCCACCUGCUCUAUCUACUGCGCAUCCUCAGCCAGCUUUUGUGGCCAAGUAUUUCGAUAAGUUCCCGGAGGCCAUGCCGCCGGCUGUUGCGCGGUUUGGCGAGUUUUACACGCAGUUUGCGAUUGGUCGGUUUGCUGCUGACUGGUGGACGGGCGCCGAGAUGUUUGCCUUGGCUGGCAAUGAUAAGGGCGUCGACGGUUUUGGCGAUGUUGGGCUGGUUGUAAACUGCUCGGGGCCGCGCGGUACUGCCAUUGACUGCAGGUUUACGGAGGUGCUGAAGCCGAUGCCUGCUGUGGAUAUCUUGUUUUAUUAUCUCAGGAUCAAGUCAUCCUCUGCUGCUGAACACUAUUUGUAAUGUUGAAACGCUUGCCAAAGAUUGUGUAUAUUGAGAAUGAACAUGUGCAAAAUUUGAACCAAGCUUGUCCCACUAAUUUUUUGUUAAAAGCCCUUUGUAACUUUUUCCAAAGCAUUGUAAAGGAUGCAACUAAACUGGCAAAGGUACUUAAGAAUGCCAAACUCAAAAUGACAUUUGUCUUUUAAAAAUAG